This is a messenger RNA of Argiope bruennichi, 503 nucleotides long. RefSeq lists its product as uncharacterized. The transcript has 2 exons. The coding region runs from base 107 to 421 and encodes 104 amino acids. NCBI's taxonomy places the organism in Eukaryota, Metazoa, Arthropoda, Arachnida, Araneae, Araneidae. The record is from RefSeq and is a predicted model, not a curated record.
CGGGAAAAGUCGUUGCUCUCGACGUCCUGGUUUCGACCGAGCGUGACUGAUGCGCCUUACUAAAACCCUCUCCGAAGAUGAGGCGUGAUUUAUUUCGAAGUUUGCUAUGGGCACCUGCAUCAAGGUAUGCGUGCUGUUCCUGUUGCUGGGUGUGCUGACCCGAAGUACCGGGGAGGAAGAUGAUGAAGUUGGGAUAGACGAGCUUGGGGGAGUGAGCAUCAAAGUGUUCAGAGGACCCUCCAAAACGAGAGGCCAGGAGACAUUCGCACCCUUCGGUUAUCACGUGAAAAUGCCCGCCGUAGGGCCUCAUCAGAAGAAAACGGAAGGAGACAGUGAUGAACCUGAUGAUGAUAACGACUCUUCUAAGCAGGGAGGGGAGGAGGAGGAUUUCGAUUUCCCAAAUGAUGAUGAAGAAGAUUAAGCGUUUAUCGCUCCAGUACAAAUUCACACAAAGGAUAUAUUUAUUUUUGUAAAACUGUAAAUACGAUCUAGAUUAUUGCCAA